Molecule: messenger RNA, 1100 nt
Organism: Camellia sinensis
Lineage: Eukaryota; Viridiplantae; Streptophyta; Magnoliopsida; Ericales; Theaceae
Product: putative histone chaperone ASF1A
Biological process (GO): DNA replication-dependent chromatin assembly
Cellular component (GO): chromatin; nucleus
Molecular function (GO): histone binding
Source: RefSeq, a predicted model, not a curated record
AUAUUAUUUCCCAAAAUUAUUUCCCGCCACAAAGGAUCAAAGUUCGCCGAAUGAAGCACAAGCACUCAUAAAUUCUCUCAAAUCUUUAUGCUCUUCUUCUACUACGGUUCUCCUCUGUGCUCUGCUCUGCUAUGCUAAGUCUUUCUUUCUCUCCUUCACUUCUUCUUGGAUCCUCCGUUUCUAGGGUUUUCAGGCUUCGAUAAAGGUUUCGAAAACCUAGGGUUUUGACCGAACGCUCUACCAAAAUAACUCCAAAUACGGAAUUGACAUUAGGUUUGAUUCGAUGAGUGCUGUGAACAUCACCAACGUCACCGUCUUGGGAAAUCCAUCAUCGUUUCUCACCCCUUUCCAGUUCGAAAUUUCAUACGAGUGCGUCACUCCUCUUAAAGAUGAUAUUGAAUGGAAACUCAUUUACGUGGGAUCUGCUGAGGAUGAAACAUAUGACCAACUUUUAGAAAGUGUACUUGUUGGGCCUGUCAAUGUUGGGAACUAUCGUUUUGUCUUCCAAGCAGACCCUCCAGAUCCUUCAAAGAUCCGCGAAGAAGACAUAAUCGGUGUGACAGUGCUCCUACUGACAUGUUCUUAUCUAGGUCAGGAAUUUGUCCGAGUGGGCUAUUACGUAAACAAUGAUUAUGAAGAUGAGCAGCUAAGAGAGGAACCUCCUCCUAAGGUGUUGAUCGAUAAGGUCCAAAGAAAUAUACUAUCUGACAAACCCAGAGUCACAAAGUUCCCCAUCAAUUUCCACCAGGAAAACAGUGAAAGUGGAGAACAAGCAGAUGGAAACAAAGAACUGCCUGCUCCACUUGAUAAUCCUUCAAAUGAAGGACUUUAGGUCCUCAGUCUUGUGAACGUCUCUAGAUUCCUGAUCUCUAUCUAUUAUAGGCAGAUAUAGCAAGAUUGCCCGCUUAGCUGAUCUAAUUGCUCAAAUGUUAGAUGAAACAACGCGUUCAACUUUUUAUUUUUAUUUAUUUAUUUUCAUUUUGUAGUAUUUAUUUUGAUCCAAUAUGUGCUUAGUCGCUUACCUUGCAUCAUUCCAAACUGGAUUAUGGAGUUCGUGAUUAUAUGAAAGUGACAAUUUUUUGUUUUGUUGGCUGUAUGCA